UAAAUAAUUAAAAACGCAAACAAAUCCAUAUAUUUUUAUUUUAAUCUUUAUAAUUUCGCUAUACAAUAAUCAAUAAUGAUUAUCAAUGAACAAAAAAUAACAGGGAUUUUGAAUUCUAAUAUCAGUGAACAUCCUAAAUGUGCCCACGGACCCACUUUAUUAUUUCAAAGGACGUAUAAUGACAACAAAAUUAAAUAUUUUUAUGCUUGUUCAGCUUGUAGAGAUAGGAAAUUAUGUAAUUUCUAUUUAGAAAAAGAUCAACAAAUGACAUUGUCCCAAAAAAAAUUAUGGGAUCAGCAACUUCAAAAGCUAUCUAAAUCUUACAAUCAUCAAAAAUGCUUCAUCAGAUUUAAUCAAUUAUUAUGUGAAUCGCCAGAUAAAAGACUUUAUUGUCAUACAUGUGAAGAACUUUUAUCUAGCAAUGAUAGCCACAAGCAUACCAAUCAUGAAUUAACAUUUAAUUUAACUGAUGAUCAAAUGAUGAACCCUACAACAUUUUUGCGACCUCUUUCUGAUGCAAAAAAAGAAGCACAAUAUUUAUUUUCUACGAAAGCUACUGUUGAUAUUGUUGAUAUGAUUUUAAAUCAAGGUAUUAAACAUGUUUUGUGCAUAGGAGCCCCAAGGAUUCAUGAAUUUCUAACUCAACAUUACAAGGAACAAGUGUCUAGCCUUCUUCUAGAUUUUGAUAAAAGAUUUCAUAAUUUCUUCGGACCUCUUGAAUACUGUUGGUAUAAUCUCUUCAAUAAUUAUUUCUUCAAAAACGAAUCCAAACAAGUUUUUAAAGACUUUCUAACCCAGAAUAAUGGUAAAGAUAUUCUUCUAAUCUGUGAUCCACCUUUCGGAGGUAGAGUAGAGUUUAUUUCUCAAACAUUAAGGACAAUAAGUGAUUUACAUAAAAAAUGGAAUAAAUCCCUAGGAGAGGAUGAACUAAAAAUAAUGUUCAUAUUUCCUUAUUUCAUGGAAUCAAUCAUGAAAUUUAAAGCCAACCCUACUGAUAUUGAUGGUGGAUUAAAAAAUUUAAGGAUGACAGACUAUAAAGUUGAUUAUGAUAAUCAUCCUCUGUUUAUAACAGAAUCAAAUACAGGAAGAAAAUAUGGAUCUCCUGUCAGAUUAUUUACGAAUAUUCCUUUGCAUUUGUUAAAACUUCCUGAGAAAGAUGGUUACAGGUAUUGCAAAAAAUGUUUGCGGUGGGUGUCAGCUGAAAAUAAACAUUGUAAAAAAUGUAAAGAGUGCACUUCGAAAGAUGGAAGACAGUAUCAGCAUUGUAAUAAAUGCCAAAAAUGUGUCAAACCAACUUGGAAACACUGUGAAGUAUGCCAGCGUUGUGCUUUGGAGAAUCAUUCUUGUGAAAUUGUUCAACAAUUAGAUACUACAAAACAUGAUCUGAUAAAUAAAAACUCAAAAAAGAGCUUACCUAAAUCACGUUUAAAACGUAAAAAACAUCGAAUUGAAGACGUCAGUAAUAAGAAGAAAAAAAAACUUCUUUGACUUGACUUUAUUAGCC
Chelonus insularis is the source of this 1504-nucleotide messenger RNA. RefSeq names its product rRNA N6-adenosine-methyltransferase ZCCHC4. Bases 76 to 1488 code for a protein of 470 amino acids. Gene Ontology annotation, molecular function: nucleic acid binding; rRNA (adenine-N6-)-methyltransferase activity. The transcript has 4 exons. Gene Ontology annotation, cellular component: cytoplasm; nucleolus. Gene Ontology annotation, biological process: rRNA methylation. The record is from RefSeq and is a predicted model, not a curated record. NCBI's taxonomy places the organism in Eukaryota, Metazoa, Arthropoda, Insecta, Hymenoptera, Braconidae.